This is a messenger RNA of Fundulus heteroclitus (mummichog), 1303 nucleotides long. RefSeq names its product MAK16 homolog (S. cerevisiae) (gene mak16). Lineage: Eukaryota; Metazoa; Chordata; Actinopteri; Cyprinodontiformes; Fundulidae. Gene Ontology annotation, biological process: maturation of LSU-rRNA; maturation of 5.8S rRNA. Gene Ontology annotation, cellular component: preribosome, large subunit precursor; nucleolus. The coding region runs from base 170 to 1075 and encodes 301 amino acids. The transcript is spliced from 10 exons. The record is from RefSeq and is a predicted model, not a curated record.
CACAACGCCUCCUGACGCUGCGCGAGAUUUCCGCGGAAACCAAGAUGGCGUCUUCCUGAGGCUGCAUGUGGCUCCGUGGACCUGAAGCCCUGCCUGGCGUUAAAUUAACGGAUUAAAUCUGAACAGUAACCGCCACUGAGUCUCCGAGGAGCUCCGACAGGAAGUCAGGAUGCAGCACGACGACGUCAUCUGGAACAUCAUCGGGAACAAGCAGUUCUGCUCCUAUAAAGUCAAAACCAAAGGUCAGAACUUCUGCAGGAACGAGUUCAACCUGACCGGCUUGUGUAACCGCUCGGCGUGUCCUCUGGCCAACAGUCAGUACGCCACCAUCAGGGAGGAGAAAGGUCAGUGUUUCCUCUACAUGAAGGUGAUCGAGAGAGCAGCGUUUCCUGCCAGGAUGUGGGAGAAGGUGAAGCUGAGCAGGAACUAUGAGAAAGCUCUGGAGCAGAUCGAUGAGAACCUGAUCUACUGGCCUCGCUUCAUCCGCCACAAAUGCAAGCAGAGGUUCACCAAAAUCACCCAGUACCUGAUCCGAAUGCGCAAGCUGGUUCUGAAGAGACAGAGGAAGUUGGUUCCGCUGAGCAGGAAGGUGGAGAGCCGAGAGAAGCGGAAGGAGGAGAAGGCUCUGAUCGCGGCGCAGCUGGACAACGCCAUCGAGAAGGAGCUGCUGGAGAGGCUGAAGCAGGGAACGUACGGAGACAUCUACAACUUCCCGGCGUACGCCUUCGACCGAGCGCUGGAGCAGCAGGACGCCGAGAGCGAGUCGGACUCUGAGGAGGAAGAGGAGGAGGAGGACGAGGACGUCGGCCAGAGGGAGUUCGUGGCGGAGGAGGAAGUGGACGAGAGCGACCUGAGCGACUUCGAGGACAUGAACCGGCUGAAGACGAGCAGCGACGAAGAGGAGCAGGACCAAUCCAGCGAGGAAGAGGAUGAGGAGGAGGAGAUAGAGGUCCAGACGAAGGCCUCCAAGUCAAAGGGCAAAUCUCCGGCCAACGGAUCGGCGCCGAGGAAGAAGCGAGCGUACGUGGAGAUCGAGUACGAGACAGAACCCGCCUCCAAGAGCAGAACCACGUAGAGCCACAGCGCCGAACCAGGACUGCUAGCCACGCCCCCUCUGUUGCCAUGACUACACUCUGAGUAAAGCCGCCGGAGCGAGCGGAGCCGUGAGCCCAAUUCUAAACCCGGACCGGACCGACCCAGAGUGACUUUCACACAGAACUCUCAAACUGCCUCUCUGUGGACCUGAAAUAAAAAAACUGUUUUCUGUUUUUUUAAAUAAAUUGUUUUUGGUCUUAAAUAAAAA